Messenger RNA from Closterium sp. NIES-65, 1356 nucleotides. The record is from the annotation of a GenBank genome assembly. Lineage: Eukaryota; Viridiplantae; Streptophyta; Zygnematophyceae; Desmidiales; Closteriaceae.
AUGUUGUCGCGGAGUUGUCGCAUCCUAUCGCUGGUAGAACUGGCGACAGCAACGUUAAUGCUGGCCCUUUCCACUGUGCUCCAGUUGCGUCUGACUAUAGCAAGGACAGCUUCGUCCCCCGCCCACGUGGACUUUGAGUAUUCGGACACGCUCUGUGGCACGGCAUGGCGGGACGACUACAUCCGCCUGCACUCCGCCAUUCGCUCCGCCAGUGCCGCCGCUUACACCCCCCCUCCCUCUCCCACUCCCCCUCCCCCUGCUUCCUCCCCCGCCUCCCACUCCUCCCGCCGAUUGCUCUCGCUCGCAAAUUCCCCACCACUGCCACCACCAGCCGCAGCAGCAAUAGUGACAUCAGCAGCAGCAGCAGCUGCUACAUCAGCAGAAGUCUCGGAACCAAGCUUGUCAAACCAGACCCUCCCAGCUUCCCCCAUUCGCUUCCUCACGUUCGACCAAGCCGGGCACUGCGGCGGCUUCGGGGACUUCCUAGUCGGGCUCGUCUCCUCCUUCGUCGCUGCGCUCUUGGACCGCCGGGCGUUUGUGAUUCGCCAAAACUGCAUCCAGUACGCGUUUGAGCCCGCAUUCAUCGACUGGCGCCCGUCCCCUGAUGUUCCCAUGGAGCCUUUUCGUCGCACGAGGAAUCUGAAUGAGUCGUUUUCGCCGGGGGUGAUUCCGUUUCUGGAUUUGAAUGGGAAUCGGCUGGGUUUGCAGGGGCUGGAGAGGUUUAAGGCGUUUCGGCAUGUAAAGGUGCUGUGGAACCGCAGGAUGGUAACGGAGAUGCUUACGAAGGGGACGGGCAAUUGGGCCGAUGCGUUCAGGGCGAUGGGGUUGCGCCCACCGUACGCCUUUUGCUGCAUUCUGCGAUUCCUUGUUAGGCCCAGGAAGGAGGUAUGGCCGCUGACAGCGCGGCUACUGCAGGAGAUGAGGGAGGUGCGGACGGUGGUGGUGGGGGUGCACGUGCGCCUGAGCGACAGUGUGGUGCGCGACCCGCACGCCACCGCCAAAAGCGUCACUCCCGCUUCCAUGGCCGCUGCUUUGGAGGCGGCUGCUCCCAUUCUCGCCUGCGCCAAGGCAGUGGAGGACAUGUGGUAUCCCCCGCCUCUCACAAUGCGCUGGAUGCUCAUCACCAACUCAAUCGACUUAAAGACGGCCAUCCGAUCGCACUUCCCCGGCAAGAUACUCGAGACAAAUUUCGUGCCUCGCCACUCACAGGCGUUCGGCAACAAGGGCAAGGAGCAGGAGAGGGAGGAGGCAGAGCAGAGCUACCGAGAGAUGGUGGCUGAGUGGCUCUUGCUGUCGUCUAGCAACUCCGUUUCACAUCCGCAAGCAGACUUCGGCGUUGCAUACAGUGGCAUAUGA